CCACAGUUAUGAGUAACAUGCCAUCAUCCAGCUGGGUGGACCCUAUUCUCAUAACGGGUCCUUCGUUUUGUAUUAGUAUUGGCUGUUAAAGGACAAAUUAUGCAAAUUAAUUAGACGUCGGAGGAGGAGGAAGGUCCAGGGGCAGGGCCAACGGAAUGCUACGUGUCUUGAGGAUCCCUCUUAAACCCCUACUUGCCUCCAUCGCCCAAAGUUUUGUGGUUCCAACUCCGCAGAGUCCCGAUCACCCAGGCCUGCGUGCGUGAAUCUGUCCGAGCCCGAAGUCCAGCAAGUCCGUCGACGCUAGUGAAAAAUGUCCGGAUUGAAAAAGCUUCGCACGGAUCUCAACAGAUCAACCAAUGUGGUGUAUCAGGCCCACCACGUCAGCCGGAGCAAGAGAGGGCAGGUUGUGGGCACCAGGGGGGGCUUCAGGGGCUGUACCAUCUGGCUCACCGGUUUAUCUGGUGCUGGGAAGACGACCAUCAGUUUUGCCUUGGAAGAGCAUCUUGUGUCCCACGCCAUCCCUUGCUACUCGCUGGAUGGAGACAACAUUCGUCAUGGCCUGAACAAAAACCUGGGCUUCUCUGCAGAGGACCGUGAGGAGAACAUCCGGCGUGUUGCUGAGGUGGCCAAACUGUUUGCUGAUGCCGGCCUUGUGUGCAUCACCAGUUUUAUCUCUCCUUUCACCAAGGAUCGGGACGAGGCCAGAAAAAUCCACGCAAGUGCCGGUCUACCAUUUUUUGAAGUAUUUAUCCACGCUCCUCUUGAAGUGUGUGAGAGCAGGGAUGUAAAAGGACUUUAUAAGAAGGCUCGUGCUGGAGAGAUUAAAGGCUUUACUGGGAUUGACUCAGAUUACGAGCGUCCUGAAGCACCAGAGCUUGUUCUGAAAACAGGAGAGCUCUCAGUCAAUGAAUGUCUCCACCAAGUGUUGGAGCUGCUCAGGGAUCAGAAUAUUAUACCAAGUGAGAUUAUGGAGGAGGUGAAUGAACUCUUUGUUCCGGAGAACAAACUGAACCUUGCUGUGGCUGAUGCAAGCACUCUGCCCACCAUCAGCAUCACUAAGUUGGAUCUGCAGUGGGUGCAGGUUUUGGCUGAGGGCUGGGCCAGUCCUCUGAAGGGUUUCAUGAGAGAAAGAGAGUUCCUCCAGGUCAUGCACUUUGGAAACUUGCUGGAUGGUGGGGCCAUCAAUAUGUCUGUUCCUAUUGUGCUGCCAGUUAGCACUGAGACCAAGCAGGAGCUGGAUGGCUCUGCAGCUGUAGCUCUGGAGUACCAGGGCUCACGGGUGGCUAUUCUCAGGAACCCAGAGUUCUAUGCACACCGCAAGGAGGAACGCUGUGCCCGACAGUGGGGCACUACCUGUCCUCAGCACCCUUACAUAAAGAUGGUUAUGGAGGGAGGUGAUUGGCUAGUAGGCGGUGACCUGGAGGUGAUGGAGCGAAUCAAAUGGAACGAUGGGCUUGACCAGUACCGCCUUACUCCAAAGGAGCUCAAGCAGAAGUCCAAAGACAUGCAAGCAGAUGUGAUAUUCGCAUUCCAGCUGCGUAAUCCAGUCCACAAUGGUCAUGCCCUGCUUAUGCAUGACACCAAGCGUCGUCUCCUGGAGCGAGGUUAUAAAAAUCCAGUUCUCUUACUUCACCCAUUGGGUGGCUGGACCAAAGAUGAUGAUGUUCCUUUGGACUGGAGAAUGAGGCAGCAUGCUGCUGUCUUGGAUGAUGGUGUCCUUGACCCAGCCAGCACCAUUGUUGCCAUCUUCCCUUCACCAAUGAUGUAUGCUGGACCUACAGAGGUUCAGUGGCACUGCAGAGCCAGAAUGAUCGCUGGAGCAAACUUUUACAUUGUUGGCCGGGACCCUGCAGGCAUGCCUCAUCCAGAGACUAAGCAGGACUUGUAUGAACCCACCCAUGGAGGGAAAGUCCUCACCAUGGCCCCAGGCUCACCUCUGGGUGCAAUCCCAUUCAGAGUGGCUGCCUACAACAAGACUAAGAAGGCUAUGGACUUUUACAGCCCAGAGCGCCAUUCUGAGUUUGAAUUCAUCUCUGGAACCAUGAUGAGGAACUUGGCUCAGAACAAAGAAUACCCUCCUGAUGGUUUCAUGGCCCCAAAGGCCUGGAGGGUGUUGGUGGAGUACUACACUUCUCUAUGAAAAAGAACAAAUAACCAACAAUCAAACUCACAAGUCAACAGGAUACUAGGACAUUAUGAAGCUGGUUAAUACAGGGGAGAAAAUGCACACACCUUCCUUCUAGAGUGUUUUUGGUGGGAUUUUUAAACCUAUGAAAAAGGAACUACUCUGGCAGGAAAGGUUGUUUUGUCUUUUGAAAGUUGAAAAUAAUUUAAAGUUUCCAUAGUGAUACAGUUCAUCAAAUUCAUUGUUUAUAUACAUAUUAACUUAACAAUAUAUUUUAAUAAAAUGUAAGUUAACUGAAAAUUAUUUUAUUAUUUCUGUAAAUUCAGGAACCACAUCCAGUAGUGGGAAAUCAUGUUUCAUAUUUACUUCUGAAAGUUAUAGAAUGAAAAAAAAUAUAAAUGUAGAUUUAACUUUUUAGCUUUUUAAGACAUGGAAGUUGUGUCACUGUCCAUUGUAUUUGUGCGGUCCCUGAUGAAAGAUCAUUUGUAAUUUUAUCACGGCAUACAAUGCCUACUUGUUGAAGAUGUAUGGCUGUUUUUAUAAUGUAAAGUGCCUUUUGCUGAAAUGUCAUUGUAAAUUAAAUUGUGGGUUUCUUGCUGG
Melanotaenia boesemani (Boeseman's rainbowfish) is the source of this 2725-nucleotide messenger RNA. Its product is annotated as bifunctional 3'-phosphoadenosine 5'-phosphosulfate synthase 2-like. Gene Ontology annotation, molecular function: adenylylsulfate kinase activity; ATP binding; sulfate adenylyltransferase (ATP) activity. NCBI's taxonomy places the organism in Eukaryota, Metazoa, Chordata, Actinopteri, Atheriniformes, Melanotaeniidae. Gene Ontology annotation, biological process: sulfate assimilation; 3'-phosphoadenosine 5'-phosphosulfate biosynthetic process. The record is from RefSeq and is a predicted model, not a curated record.